GAGGAAAGGAGAUUAACAGCUGAUUCUCCAGGUUUAAGCAACUAGGCUGACCCAUCUCUGUCUACUUUACUCCGGCACAGGGGAAACAAUAUAACAUGAGCAAAGUAUCCCGUGAGACUCUUUAUGAGUGUGCAGGAGCCGUCCUUGCAGCUGCAAAGGCUAAGCAGCGUAAGUUCACAGAGAGUGUUGAACUUCAAGUUGGAUUGAAGAACUACGAUCCCCAGAAGGAUAAACGUUUCUCCGGCACUGUCAAACUCCGUCAUAUUCCCCGUUCAAAGUUUACCGUUUGUGUCCUAGGGGAUCAGCAACAUUGUGACGAAGCUAAGGAGCAAGGCCUGCCGUGUAUGUCCGCUGAUGACCUGAAGAAGUUAAACAAGGAUAAGAAGAAAGUGAAGAAGCUAGCUAAAGGUUAUGAUGCAUUCCUUGCAUCAGAUACACUCAUCAAGCAGAUCCCUAGGCUUCUAGGCCCUGGACUGAAUAAGGCUGGAAAGUUCCCAACUUUGAUCACUCACAACGACGACCUUUCUGCCAAGGUGAAUGAUCUGAAGGCUACAAUCAAGUUCCAAAUGAAGAAAGUCUUGUGUCUCUCUGUAGCUGUCGGCAAUGUUACCAUGACAGAAGACGAGCUGGUACAAAAUGUUCAUCUGGCGAUGAACUUCCUGGUUUCCCUGUUGAAGAAGCACUGGCAGAACGUGAGGUCUCUCCACAUCAAGUCCACCAUGGGACCUGUUCAGAGACUUUACUAAAUCACAAGACCUCUCAAAUACAAUUAUUUUAAACUGUAUUUUAGGUCUGUAAAAAUAAAUCUUUGCUCUUAAUA
Molecule: messenger RNA, 820 nt
Organism: Eurytemora carolleeae
Lineage: Eukaryota; Metazoa; Arthropoda; Copepoda; Calanoida; Temoridae
Product: 60S ribosomal protein L10a
Exons: 8
Coding region: 96-746 (216 amino acids)
Biological process (GO): translation
Cellular component (GO): large ribosomal subunit
Molecular function (GO): RNA binding; structural constituent of ribosome
Source: RefSeq, a predicted model, not a curated record